AUGGAAGGUUCAAGUUCAGGGUCCAAAAUAAAGCGAGUUUUGGUGCCAAAUCCAAGGAAAAGAUUUAGGAGAAACUCUUUGGAAACAAAUAAUAAUGAUGAAUCCAAUAAUUCUACUGUUUAUCUUCCUAUUGAAAUUGUUGAUAGGAUUUUCACUUUUUUACCUAUCGAAUCUGCUAUUACUUCUUCUUCUCUUGUUGCUAAACCAUAUAGACAUUCAUGGUUAUAUUCUCGUAAUCUUUGUUUUGAUAAAGAUUUUAGGCGACGUUGUCGAGCGGGACAAUGGUCAGAGGCGUCAAUUGUUAAUUAUAUAUUACAAAGGCACUUAGGUGACAAAAUUAGUAAUUUUAAAUUAUAUACUUGUCCUGUACCAUAUGUUGCUCAUUUUCAGAAUUGGUUUAAAACGGUUGCAUCAAAAGGCGUAGAAGAUUUUCAAGUAGAGUUAGUUCAACCUUUCGCUUUUUGUCAAAUAAAUUCUGAUAUUUUCACUGAACCAACUCUUCGUGUCUUAAAAUUAGUUCGUUGUGAACUAUUUUUGUCACAAAAUUUGAGUGGUUUACAAUUCUUGAAAUCUCUUAGUCUAAGUAUGAUUCCUGUGUCACCUUCUUUUACUAAAAGGUUGUUUUCAAGCUGUUUGCUUCUUGAAUAUUUGGCUUUAGAGGGUUGUUGUUUGCUUGGUGAAAUUACCAUUGAGGGUUUGAAUAGGUUUAGUGCUCUUGUCCUUAAACAUAGCAUUGACUUAAUUUUGGUCACUAUUAAUACUCCAAGUAUUACCACACUUCAUUAUAGUGGUAAGAUUAAUAAAAUUAAGUUUGUGGAUCCAAUGGUCAUACGAUUAAAAGAUGUGAUUUUGGAUUUUGGUGCUACAAAAGGGCUUCAACAUAUAGCUGAUAGGGAUGAUUUGUUGCAAGUUUUGAGAGAUGUUGAGACUCUCUCAAUUACCAAUGCUUUUCUUGAGGGGCUUUCUACAAGAUUUGUGGAUUUUGAGUACAGAGAUGUGGAGUACUAUUUUCAGAAUUUGAAGGAACUCCAAUUGGUUAGACGUGGAUUGAGCUUUGUCAACCCUUGGGACAUUCUUUGUUUUGUCAAGAAUUGUCCCAACAUAGAGAGACUCUUUAUUGAUUUUGGUCUUUAUGCAAUGGAAGUUGGAAGCUAUUGGAAUAUGGUGGCAAAGGAAAAAUUUGAGAAAUGCCAAACAGAAUUCCCACAAUUGAAGUUAUUGAAGGUGAAGAGGUUUAAGAAACUUGAGCUUGAAGAAAAAUUGGUGAAAUAUUUCUUGUUGCAUGCUACGUCUCUGGAGUCUUUGAUUUUGUUGGAAGCAAAAAAUUAUCGUCAUGAAAUUAAACUGAGUGAUAUCAUUUAUUAUAAAACAGUUUCAAACGUAGCUACUGUUUCUACCUUUAGUGCUUAUCAAGAUCAAAGUCGUGUGUUUCCUAAGCAUACAGUCCUGCAGUGA
This is a messenger RNA of Nicotiana attenuata, 1455 nucleotides long. RefSeq names its product putative FBD-associated F-box protein At1g61330. The coding region runs from base 1 to 1455 and encodes 484 amino acids. Lineage: Eukaryota; Viridiplantae; Streptophyta; Magnoliopsida; Solanales; Solanaceae. Gene Ontology annotation, molecular function: protein binding. The transcript has 3 exons. The record is from RefSeq and is a predicted model, not a curated record.